Molecule: messenger RNA, 7463 nt
Organism: Stegostoma tigrinum
Lineage: Eukaryota; Metazoa; Chordata; Chondrichthyes; Orectolobiformes; Stegostomatidae
Product: rho guanine nucleotide exchange factor 26-like
Exons: 15
Coding region: 549-2831 (760 amino acids)
Biological process (GO): activation of GTPase activity
Molecular function (GO): guanyl-nucleotide exchange factor activity; protein binding
Source: RefSeq, a predicted model, not a curated record
AAGAUAAAGGAUUUCAAGAGAUUAUUGGCAUUGUGUUGGGAGCUGAAGGUGGAAUCAGAAUUGACACUGCGUCACUUUGAACUUGGACCAACACUGAAUUUCUCUCUCUCUCACACACACACAUACACACAUUCUCUCUCUCACACAUUCUCUCUCUCUCUCUCUCCCUCUCCCACACUCACUCUGUCCUAGCGACACGCCAACAUCGCAACUUUAACCCGCACAAGAGCAGCGAAGCUCAUUUCAUAACUGAGACUGAGGUUGGAGUUAUUGCAAAACGGACAGGAGCUUUUUUUUGGGAGGGUAGAUGCAGCAGGAGGACGAGGGGGAACUAUAAGUGGGACUAAAAUCCUGUGCUCCCAGCAGUUUAUACAAUGGGAAGCUGGCUCAAGGACUGCGGGACAGUACACGCCUCUGCAACAGCGGGAAAGUAGAGCGGGACAAGACCACUCCAUACUUGACUACACAUGACUGCAGCCCACAACGUGUUCUUAAAAGAGUGAGGGAGAUGGAGUCCUGUGGAGUGGAAAGCCAUCUUUGCCAGUCGGAUGUGUAACUGUGAGCAGAGAGGGAUGGAUCAGGAAAGUGAGGUUGACUUGUCCAAUCUUGCCAUUACACCACUAUGGCGGAAGAGAAGGCCAAUUCCCAAAUCGCCCAAUACAAGGUCUUUGAAUCGUCGCAGCAGGGCUAGGCCAUGUUCACAUCAAAUUGAUGGUGUCCUGGUGACAGAUUUCCCAGUGGACGGCAAUGUUCCUACCCAAAACGGGAACAUUGCUUCCCCUCCAGAUGGCUGCCUCUUGCUCCAGAGGCAGCCCUCCACCCAUUCACUUCCAACGCCCGAUAAGCAGCGCCUUGUGCUGAGCACCAACAGUGCUGUUUCGCUCAAGAAUGGAACACAGCAGAUCAUUCCCAAGGAAUUGGCAUCGGCUAUCAAAAUCAAGAACCAUCAUCAGAACAAUCAGAAUCUGGAAUUUAAUACAAGGAGUCGUCGGGUGCAGAGCAUGGUCGAAACGGUUAAUGUCCCGCUUGUACCAAAACUGGAGCUAGAUGGAGAUACAGACCCUGACCUGGAGAGCCCAGGCCAGCUUCGCCGAGGGCUGAGGUCCACCUCCUAUAGAAGGGCAGUGGUCAGUGGGGUUCAUUUUGAUAACUCGUCUAGUAUAAAAAACAACAACCGCAGGUCUCAACCCAAUCUGAAGACUGUCCUAGAGGAUAAAGAGAAGUUCCCCAGUUUGUGCAGAGGAAAGGAAUUCGAGAAGAAGCAGCUGCCGAACAAGGGCCCAUUUGAUGGGGAAGAAAAUGCAGUACUUUAUCAGAACUAUAAAGAGAAGGCUCUGACCCUGAAUAACGGAGAUUCAGAUGAGGAUGCAGAUCAGAAUGUGCAAACAGCAGGGCAGAAGUCAGACGAGAGAAUAGUCGUACAGUUCAAGCCAAUCAGAUCAUCAUGGUCACAGCUUUCUGAGUUGUGCUUUUCCCUUCAGGUAAAGAAGAAUGGAAUAUUGCAGACCGUCACUCAGGAGGAGAAAAAGAGGCAGGAGGCUAUAUUUGAAGUGAUUUCAUCAGAACACUCCUACAUGCUGAGUCUCGAUAUCCUGAUCCGCAUGUUUAAGAAUUCUGAAGCACUGAGCUUAACCAUGACCAAAACAGAGAGGCAUCAUCUGUUCUCCAACAUCAGUGACGUCCAGAGAUCCAGCAUCAUGUUCUUCAAGGAGCUUGAGGCUAGAUACCAACAGAAUGCCCUGAUACCUGAUAUCAGUGACAUUGUUGAGAAACAUGCCACAUGUACCUUUGACCCCUAUGUAACGUACUGCUCCAAUGAGAUCUACCAGCAACGCACACUUGAGAAACUCCUUAAUACAAAUCCAAACUUCAAAGAAGUCCUGACGAAGAUUGAAGCCCAUCCUGACUGCAGGAACCUGCCCAUGAUUUCAUUUCUCAUCCUUCCAAUGCAGCGGGUCACGAGGCUUCCUCUGCUGAUGGACACCAUUUGCCAGAAAACGCCGAAAGAGUCGUCAGAGUAUGAACAUGCCAAAAAGGCUUUGCAAGCAGUCAGCAAGCUGGUGCGUCAGUGUAAUGAAGGAGCAAGGAGAAUGGAGCGCACAGAGAUGAUGUACACUAUCAACAGUCAACUGGAGUUUAAAAUAAAGCCAUUUCCCCUGGUCUCUUCCUCUCGAUUUUUGUCCAAGCGAGGUGAGCUCAUGGGUUUCGUCGAGGACACAGGGAUUUUUUCCAAACGCAUGUCAAGGCAGCAAGUGUAUUUCUUCCUGUUCAACGACGUCCUUAUUGUCACAAAGAAGAAAAGUGAGGACAGCUACAGUGUGACUGAUUACGCCAUGACAGACCAGCUCCAGGUGGAACCCUGUGACGCUGAAGAACUGAACCUGUCUCCUAUGAAGACUGCUUCUGGCAUGUUAUAUUCCCGGCAGAGCUCCAUCAACCACCUCUUUCGGCUCACCAUGCUGAGUAACCAUGCCGGAGAGAAGGUGGUGAUGGUGUUUGGAGCAGAGUCACCGAGCGACCGAGCGCGUUGGUUCACAGCCUUGGGGCAAAAGGGCGCUGAAAGACAACGCCCAGACAGGACAACCUUGACCCAGGUGGAGAUCACCAGAACAUACCCAGCCAAACAGCCUGAUGAGCUAUCCCUCCAGGUAGCUGACGUGGUCCUGCUGUAUCAGACCAUAGAGGAUGGUUGGUAUGAAGGUGAACGUCUGCGAGACGGUGAGAUAGGUUGGUUUCCAAUGGAGUGUGCCAAGGUCAUCACCUGCCAAGCCACGAUCAGCAAGAACAUGCAACGUAUGGGCCGCUUGCUGGGACUGGAGACAAACGUGUAAGAGAGGGUAGGAGCCUGCACAGGUUACGAGGGGCUCAGAAUUCUCUGCUCCGCCAUUCACUGAGGACGACGAGCUCGUGGCCUCACCAAGGGUCGAAACAGGGUCUUUGCAUCGUCUUCCUGGGAGAAAGUCGCCCAAGAGAAUUCUCUGUGAUGUGGGCUUCCACCACUUGAAAGGACCAUUAGGGUGUGGCAGGGGACAGAGGUGGGGGUCACAGAUCAUUAAUUGUCAUGCAGUCAAGGAAGUCCUGGGCUGAAUGCCUUGUCUAACGUUGCACUUGGACAUCUGCAAAUCAUCUUUACCACCACCCAGUGAAAUGGAGGCUGGAUUAUAUUGUUUAAGUGGGCGGACAAGGAAAGAACAUUGGACAGAGCAGCAAAUCCAGAAGUUUGUUUUUAAGUUGAAAGCAGCAGCUACCAAUUGGACAGGUAUUGUAAUUUCUUCAUGUAAAUAAUGGACAUAUUUUAAGCAAAGGUAUUGCUGCUGGACCAUUUAUCAAAUACUCAAAACAAUGAAGUUAACUACAGGGAUAUCUCCACUGUGUUUCUCUGUGGUUUUGUUAAUGUGAUUGCAAUGCACUGAAUAAAGAUGCAGCUUAUUAUAAAAGCAAGUUCCAGUAAGAGUGAGGAAGGAGGAAGAUGAUUGACGUUCAACUUAUGGCCAACUACCACAUUGAUUGCCACCUUUUAAGCUGCUUUAAUACUCAAUUAGUUCUGCAAGGGGAGUAAAUUAAGUUUGAACUUGCCCAUUUCAUAUAUUUCAUCAUCUGGGGUUUCUUCUAUUAUAGAAAAAAAAAACUCAAAGUUAAAAACUAACUUACAUCCUCAUAACAUUUUCACAGCCUCAGGACAAAGAACUGUACAGCCAGUGUAGGACUUCCAAAGCAUCAAUGCUGCUAUAACGCAGGAAACAUGGCAACCAAUUUGCGUACAGUUAAUUCUCACAUAGAGCAAACUGAUAUUUACCAGAUCAGUAUUGGUUGAGGGGGUCAAUACUGGCAAGGAAGGGCACCAGAAAAUCUCCUCUGUUCCUCAUCCAAUUAGUGAUGUGGAAUUUUUUUGCACCUACCUUAGCAGGACAGAUAGGGUCUCGGCUUUUAUGUUCCAUCUGAAAAAUGGCAAUAUGAUACUGUGUUUGCAAAGCUUGUAACAAUAUCCAACUUAAAAUGUGAACCUGCAAUUGGACAAGGUUUUCUGGACAAUCCAGAGUGCACAAACAAUUAUGAUGACAACUAAUUUAGGAUCGUCAGGCAGGAUCAUAGUGCAGCACAAAUGUAUGUACUGGAAAUUACAUACAUUAAUAUUAAGAAUGCUGCUACUUGGAGACAGAAAAUGUACAUACGCACUGUGCCUGUUUCAACUCAACAAAAUAGUGCCAGCGAAUGGCUGCCACCUAUCUUAACUAGCCAAAGUUAACCUACCUGAUAUGAAAUCUAAACAAAACUUGGCAGUUAACAGUCAACCAUUAUUAACUAGUGCAUUCCCCAUGGCAAUGCUUCUACCAGAUUCCACGUGUCAACCAGUCAGCAUUCUUCUCUCAUGUAAUAUAAAUGUUGGUUUUCCCCUUGAAUUGGUAUUCUUGUGAAUUGUCCUGAUGAGUGCAAGACAAAACCUUUUAACAAUUUUUUUUCUCGGCAGUACCAAAGUAGUACCUUUUGAAGUGUAAUUAUUGCUGUAAGUCACAGCAGCCAAUUUAUACCCUGUACGAUUGUUACGAUCCCAGCUGAUCUUCCUGAUGGACAAAUCAGAUCCCAACGUAAAAUUUAGCUUGAAAGAUUAUCCUUAAAAGUUUAGUAUAAUUAUCUGUCACUGACAUAAAUGCACAAGUCUAACAAGUCUACAGACUUCCUUUGGCAAUAAAAUGCACUGUUAUUGCAUAACAGAAAAUCAAAUCAAACCAAGCUGAGUAUAGGAACAAAAACAGAAGUUGCUAGAAAAGCUCAGCAGGUCUGGCAGCAUCUGUGAAGAAAAAAUCAGAGUUAACGUUCCAGGUCUGGUGACCCUUCCUCAGAACUGAUGGUAGCUGGGAAAAUGUCAGCUUAUAUUGCAGAAAAUAGGGAGGGGGUGAAUAUGGCCAAAUAUAGAGCAGUUUGAGAGAUCAUAAAAGGUACAGCAAAAAGUCUCAUUCAUCUUCCAACACCAUUUCACAGCAGCCCAAAUACAGAGAAAUUAUCCUUCUAUGUCAGAUAUUUAGGUUUGACUUAACAGUUUUUCCCUCAUUCUUAUCCUGUGAAAUCUUCCUGCAGGAAUACUCUCAGCACUGAAAGCUUAGACAUUCUCAGCCUUUUAAUAACCUGCCGAUUUCUAACCAACCAUUUAUUGUCCAGAAUUGUCAUGAGUUUAAACUUUUACACCAAGGGAACUGACUUUUUCCUGCAUUGUCCUAUGAUCCUUUCUCUGAGACAAACUGUAUAUGCUUCUGACCACAAAGUUUUCCAUCUGAAUUUUCUUUAACUCCAAUCAAUCCUUCAUUAUUCUGAACUAAAAUUAAGCAAUGUCUUUUAAUUUUCACUCCCCUGCCCUGAACAAUUUUUCAGCAUCAGCGGUCCAGGAGGUUUACAGUCGCUUGCUGUGCCACAUAAUGGAUUAGAUCACUGUUCCAGCAAGGACUCGCUAAACUUUUUAAAAAUGCAUCAUAAAAAUAAGCAACAGCCAUAUGCCACCAGUUUGGAAUACAAUCUCUGAAAAUAUUUAUCACACAUCUUUUAUCUUAUAUUUGAAUUCAGGAACAGAAAAUUUCUUUCUUAAUUAUUAGUUGAGGAAUAAAUGAUGGCCACGGCUUUAGAAGAACUCCAUACCUUUACUUCGACAAACUUCCAUGAUAUCUUCUAAGAUUCCACCUGAAAAGGCACUCAGGAUCUCAGUUUCGAAAGACUGCAUAUCUGACUGUGCAGCACACACUCAGUUUUGCACUGAGAGGAGGUUUAUGAUCAAAUUUCUAACACAUAUCCUGAACUCUGAAUCGUCUGAUACAGAGGCAAGAGCAUUACCCAUUGCUCACACUGAGGAAACAAAAGUGUAUGAAACAUUAGUACACUCUAAUCACAUGACAAACAGAUACAUUGAUUUCCAUUAUCCAAUAAAACAGUGGGGGAAAAGCACAUUUUGUUUGUAAUUUAUAGUAAUUCACAAUUCCAAUAUCAAUGCCCAUUUGGAGAAUUCCCUUGUUGUAAUGUUUUUCAUCAGAUCUGUAUCUUUUAGCCUUCUGAAUGAACAAAUUCUACCUAGUGGAAAGGUGAGAGAUGCUUGGAUUGUUAGCCUUCAUAGAGUCAUACAGUACCGACUCUUCAGCCCAACAAGUCUGUGCAACUAAUAAUACACCACUAUCUACAGUAGUCUCACUUUACUGCCUUGAAUAUUGUGAUACUUCAGGUGCUCAUCCAAGUACUUUUUAAAACGUUUUGGUGCUUCUUGCCUCAAUGAUCCUCCCAGCAAACUCUGGGUGACUUUUUUUUCCCCCUUAAUUCCCUCCGAACCUCCUGCCUUUUACUUUUAAUAUGUCCCCCCCCACCUUAUUCUUGACCUUUCAACCAAGGGGAAGAGCUACUUUCCAUUCAUUCUGUCCAUCCCCUCAAUCUUAUGCACCUCAAUCAGCUCACGCCCUCACCUUCUCGACACCAAAGGAAACAGGAGUAGAGAAUUUCAUAGUUUCUGCAGCCUCAGUCUUCCUCUUAGUGUGAAAAAUAGUUUGCUCGAAAUCUUUGGACCAUGACCCCUUCUAAUGCAUCCUCCAGCAAGGAGAAACACCCAGCUUUCAUUCUACCCGAUCUUGUCAGAAUUUUAUGUUUCAAUCAAAUCUCUCUGAAUGCUUGAUUUGAGUGAAUGCAGGGCCAAAUGGAAUUUAGAAGACUGAGUGGUGGUAUUGCUGAGAUAAAGAGAUCAUUAGGGGUCUUGACAGGAUGGUUGCUUAUGGAAUAUUUUCUUAAUAACAAGCUCGAACUCAACGGAGUGUGGGGUUGGAGUUUAUAAAGAUGGACCAAAUGAAAGCACAAUUCUGUGAUGCUGGAACUCCAAAAUAAAAACAGAAUGUGCUAGAUAAACUCAACAGGUCUGAUAGUAUCUGUGGAGAGAAAAAUAAAGUUAACUUGAGUCCGAUAAGAUUCACAGUGUUAACUUUGUUUGUCACUCAAAAGAUGCUGCUAGACCUGCUGAGAUUCUCAUUAGAGCAUAAGACUAGGAGCAGUAGUAGGUAAUUCAGCUCCUGAAUCUGCUGUGCCAUUUGGUAUCAUGGCUGAUGUCGUCUUGGCCUGAGCUCCACUCUCCUGCCUGAUGUCCAUAACCCUUUAGCCAAUUACUAAUUAAAAAUGUGUAUCUCCUCCAAAAAUGUACUCGAUAUCUUUGCAUCCAUCGCGCUCUGGGUAGUGAAUUCCAUUCACGACCCUUUCAGGAAGCAAUUUCUUGUCUGUUCAUAUCUGCAUAUCACACCUUAUUCUAAAACAAUGAUCUCUCGUUCAUAUUGCCCCACAACAGGAAUCUUCCCCUCUACAUCUACUUUGUGAAUCUCCUUUGGUAUCCUCUACACCUCAGUCAGAUCUCUUCGUGUACUUCAAAACUCCAGAGUACUUGUGACAGGACUUCCUGCUUUUUCUAAACAAAAAGUCUCCCAUUAAAGAUAAGAUUAACUGCUCAGGCC